Didymodactylos carnosus is the source of this 243-nucleotide messenger RNA. NCBI's taxonomy places the organism in Eukaryota, Metazoa, Rotifera, Eurotatoria, Philodinida, Philodinidae. The record is from the annotation of a GenBank genome assembly.
AUGUGUUGUGGUACUGCGCCCUGCUGUAAUUGUUGUGGUAUGGCAAAUUGUGGUUUUAAUUUCACCGGAAUAUUGGAGGCUUUAUCAAGUUCAACUACACCAUCGGUAUUAGUAACAGCUACACCAACAACAAUACAAAUGAGCCCAGUAACUAAAUCAACGACAGUCCCAACAAUAUGUUUAAUGUGCUGUGGUCCUCCACCUUGUUGUAAUACGUGCGGACUAAAUUUGAUUAAUUCAUAA